UCUGGACGUGAGGGGGCUGGCGGGUCCUUCGGGGUUCAAAGGCAUGUUGCUGCUGCCAGCCAAGAACAAUGUCAUCAUCCGCUUCCCCAACCGCUCCCUGCCUCUCCCCGUCCAUGCCGCUCUCUCCAAACCCGGCAUGGAGGCAUGUGUGCCAGCGCCUGAGCGCUACAUGGUGGCGUUCCACUACGGCUCCGUCGUCUUCUUCAACUUUGACCGCACAGAGGAGGCGCUCGCCCUCGAUAUAGUCACGCAGCACUGCACUGGGGCGUUCAAGGAGGCUCACAGCGACGAGUACAGUGUGAUCGCGCGGGCGGGCCUCAAGGGGUGGAGCGAGGGCGGGCAUGACCACGUGGCGGUGAGGCAGCUGGACGUGAACAACAUUCGAGUCAUCUCCAGCAUCCUCGGGCAGAGCGUGGCUCUCGACCACUAUGCACGCAAGGUUGACGAGAUGGUGAACACGUUCAGUGAGUUGAAUCGAGGCAUGGAGCAGAGCGGCACAUUCACCAUGACCCGCAAGAAGCUCUUCCAACUCGUUGCUGCUGCCAAUACCACCCUGGCUGACGUCAUCCUCAGAAUAGGGCUGCUGGAGAGGUCGGACACGGCGUGGCGGCAUGCGGAGUACUCCAAGAUCUGGGAGUUCCUGCGAGACGACUUUGAGCUGGACGAGCGCUUUGAGAGCCUCGACUUCAAACUCAACAUCAUCCAGCACAACGUGAGGUUCUUCUUGGAUAUUCUCCAGAAUCGGAAGUCGGACACGCUUGAGUGGAUUAUUAUCCUGCUCAUUGCAGGCGAGAUCUGUGUUAGCCUGUUCCCUCCCUCCUUAGUUACCGCCCGCCUCACAAGUCACCUCGUCCUCUGUUCCCCGACCCUCCCAACCGCUCCCUCCUUCCCACACAGGUUUCUGCCGUCCCUAGUUACCACCCGCCCCAUUCGCCGAGGCCAAGUUCUCUUCUCUCUCCCCCUACGCCUCGCCUUCUCCUCCUCCCUCUGCGCCUCCUCUCCUCCCUUCUCGGUCCCAUCCCCAUCCCUCCCCGCAUCCCUCUCUGCUGAAGCCGCGCUUGCUGUCUGCGCCCUCUCCCACCUCCACUCAUCCUCUUCCUCUCCUUCCUCCUCCACCUCCUCGCUCGCCUGGGCGCCCUUCCUCCACCUGCUGAUUCACCUGAAGGCGGGCCAGCGCCGCGCACUGCCCAUGAUGCACGAGGGGGUGGGAAUGCAGCCGGAGAUGGCGGAGGGGGUGGGCAUGCAGCCGGAGGUGGCGGAGGUGAGUGCAGUGCAAGCAGCAUUUGAGUAG
Closterium sp. Naga37s-1 is the source of this 1291-nucleotide messenger RNA. The record is from the annotation of a GenBank genome assembly. NCBI's taxonomy places the organism in Eukaryota, Viridiplantae, Streptophyta, Zygnematophyceae, Desmidiales, Closteriaceae.